ACUCUGCUGGAAAGAAGCAAAGGAGAUGUCUACCCAAGGGCUGACGAGUGACGAACCGACCAUUCUUUAUGACGACUGGUACAUAAAUGAACCAAUUGGAGACAAAGAUGACCCGGCUGCUCAUGUCAUCCUGGACUGUGACCCUACAAUCCCUUACACUCUCUACCACGCCUGCAUGGCGCCAGUCUCACUGGCCAUAUUGCUGGUUCUAUCUCUGCUGGUGAAACGGAAGAAACUCUACAAAGGUUGUUGGGAUGGAGCUCCAGGGCUGUUGAGCCCUGCGCGUUUCUUGGAAGAAGAUGGGAGCAAGGGAGUGGCCGUGGCCGUCUUCGGCAUCCUCUUCUCCUCGCUGUGCGUGCUGGUUCUGGAUAACGACCCUCUGCCCUUCAUCUCCAAGUCCUCCACGCAGAACCGAGAGUACUGGAAGAUCAUGGCUUUGCUCUAUUACCCGGCCUUCUACUACCCCUUGAUUGCAUGUGCCACAGCCCGACACCAAACUGGGUACUUCCUCGGCUGCUUGCUGUCCUGGUGCCACUGCGUGGUCCAUCUCUGGCAGAAGGUGGACUGCCCGCAAUCGCCCAAGAUUUAUAGGUACUAUUCCCUGCUGUCUUAUCUCCCCAUCAUUUUGUGCCUUGUGGUUUUGAGCCUUUGGUAUCCGACGCAGCUUGUCAAGAGCCUCAGGCAGAAGGAGAGGACGGCGGAUGAGCAGGUACCUGGGAGUGACUAUUACAAGGACUACCUGAAGAAUAUCCUGGUGAAAAGAGCGCCGGAGAGGAGCAUCAGCCAAGCCCAGCCAAGCAUCCUUUCCAGGCUCCAGGCGUACUUGCGGUCUUACAUAUACACACCUCAGGAAGGUUUCCGGAUCCCGCUGAAGCUGGUCCUCUCCCUGGCCAUGGCGCUGAUCGCUGUCUACCAGGUGGCCCUCCUGCUGCUGGCGGCGUUCAUCCCCAACAUCCAGAUCGUCAGGGCUGGAAUGACAAAGGAGGUUACUGCCUUGCUCGUCGAGUUUGGCAUUGUCCCUUCUGAGAAUCCUGAGAGGAUGCCUGGGGACAAGGAGUUGGCAACGCUGAAACACUACAUCUGGUCGCUGGAAGUGUGCUUCGUCUCCUCCUUGGUCAUCUCCUGUCUCUUGACUUUCGGCAUGUUGAUGAAGUCCCUGGUGAAGCACAGGACCAACCUCCGGCGUCUGUACCGAGGGGCAGUCAGGGAUGUUUUCUACCGUCCCCGCAAGCUUCAGCCUUCACAGCAGGCCCUGGUGUGCUGGAUGGGCUUUGCUGCCUUUCAGGCUGCAUUUGCCUGCUUAGGCCUGCUCCUCCAGCACGUCGUCUUCUUCAUCUGCACGGUGGGCUUCACGUUCCUGGUGGCCAUCCCCCUGCAGUCCGGCUCCAACGUGCACCUCUUUAAAAUCGUGGAGAACAUGUGGCCCUUCUGGUUGACGUUGGUGGUGGCUGUGAUUGCGCAGAACCUGUUGGCACGUUACUGUUUCCUGGAGCGGGGCCCUCCGCCCAAGGAGCUGACCAACAGGCGAGCUCUGUACAUGGCGACAUUCCUGCUCUUCCCGAUCAACGUGCUGGUGGGCGUUUUGGCAGGCGCUUGGAGGGCAGCUGUGUCUGCGCUGUACAACACCGUCCACUUUUGCCGGCUGGACGUCAGCCUCCUGAGUCACGGCGUCGAGGCCUUUGAUCCGGGCUACCGCACGUAUUGCUACUACUUGAAAACGGAGGUGAGCCAGUCGCACCCGGUGAUGAAGGCCUUCUGCGUGUUGCUGCUCCAGCUGCAUGGCCCCCAGGGACCGGCGGGGCUCCAACCAAGAGAUGUGGAAGAAGGUGUCAAGCUCAUGCCGCCCAAGCAGCCGGCCUCGAAAGCCUCGCGGGGCAAGCAGCACCACGCCCGCUGGGGCCUGGCCUACACCCUCCUCAACAACCCCUCCCUGCGGCCCUACCGGAAGGGGGUCCUGUCAGGCACCACAGCCAACGGGAUGCAGGCCGGCCCUGCGAAGACGCCUUGACGGGACGGGAUGGCGCCUGGGAAGCA
Messenger RNA from Elgaria multicarinata webbii, 2034 nucleotides. RefSeq names its product signaling receptor and transporter of retinol STRA6 (gene STRA6). The transcript is spliced from 17 exons. NCBI's taxonomy places the organism in Eukaryota, Metazoa, Chordata, Lepidosauria, Squamata, Anguidae. Gene Ontology annotation, cellular component: plasma membrane. Gene Ontology annotation, molecular function: retinol transmembrane transporter activity; signaling receptor activity. Gene Ontology annotation, biological process: vitamin A import into cell. The coding region runs from base 26 to 2008 and encodes 660 amino acids. The record is from RefSeq and is a predicted model, not a curated record.